Molecule: messenger RNA, 2445 nt
Organism: Lampris incognitus (smalleye Pacific opah)
Lineage: Eukaryota; Metazoa; Chordata; Actinopteri; Lampriformes; Lampridae
Product: synembryn-A
Exons: 12
Coding region: 166-2145 (659 amino acids)
Biological process (GO): G protein-coupled receptor signaling pathway
Cellular component (GO): cytoplasm; plasma membrane
Molecular function (GO): G-protein alpha-subunit binding; guanyl-nucleotide exchange factor activity
Source: RefSeq, a predicted model, not a curated record
GGUUUCGGGGUAGUCCGACAUCAGAGGACAGAAACUAGAACGGGAUUACAAACUGUCAGAGGGUCACGUCCCUGUCCUCCGGUACGCCUCGCUCUCCCACCUCUCUGGGGGUUUCAGUGACUUGUUGUUUCCUCUGCCUGCAGUUCGCCCAGUGCUUCUUCUUCAAUGCCGAGGAGAGAAACAGACAGAGACAAAAAGAACUUGAGGAGAAAGAAUAAAGUGAGGGAGUACCAGGACUCGGACUCGGACUGCGACGAAUUCUGCCCGGAGGACCACAGCCUGGUCCUCAGACAGAAUUUAGCCGCCGUGCUGGUGAGGUUCAUACGCACAGAAACGAAAUCCCGCCUACUGAGAGUCUGCCUGCGCACGCUUCGCAUCCUCUCCCGGGACAAAAAGGUUCUGGGCCCCUUGGUGACCGACGGCGCUCUCCAAACUCUGGCAAGGCUCGCCGGCCUAAGCAGCGCCGGCCUAAGCAGGAGCGCCACCGCCGAGGAGGACGUCGACCCCGACUCUCAGCUCUACGAUGACAUCCUUGCCUCCCUCGCCGAGGCCAAGCUGACGCGACACGGCGACAAUGGAGACGAUGAAGAGGACUUAGACAUUAGCGACCGGGAUGAAGACUGUCCCGCAGCCGACCAGGACGCCAAGAGUGACACAAGCAAUGCCAACAGUGGCGACCUGGACAGCGGCGGAGAUCAGGGGAGCCGUUGUUCCAGCGUCGCUGACAUGCCGAGGGGCGCUGCCCACCAGCGAGUCCUGGUGAGAGGCAGGAAGGACCGGAGAGAGAGCAAGAUGGAUGGAGAAGAGGAGGAGGAGGGACAGAGGGGAGAGGAGGCACAGAGGAAGGAGGCGAUGAAGGUUUUGUGCAACGUGGUGUACAACAGCACCUGGGCGCAGGAGAGGUUCAGCACUCUCGGCCUCCUGAAUGGUCUCACUGAGCGGCUGUCCAGUGGCGCCAGCACUUUAUCUCCAUCUAGUGGACAAUUUUAUGAACUACGCCUCAUGUUCCUCUUGACUGCACUACGCCCUGAGCUCAGACUUCAGCUUCAACAGGAAAACGGCGUGUCCAUCCUCACGACCACUCUGGAAAGCUGUCUGGAUGUGCAGUGGAAGGACCAGUACGAGGUGGUGAUGGACUCGGCGGCGCCCCCUAUCUCCCUGGAGGCCUCACAGCGCGCGGUGGAAAUUCUUAAAGUCCUCUUCAACAUUACCUACAGCACACACAGACAGGAGCCGGAUGAGGAUGCUGCUGCUCUGUACCGCCACCUCGUGGGAAUAUUGCGUCUCUGCCUGAUGAGGCGCUGUGAGCUGGCAGAAGACACCGAUGAACUGCAAGGCCACACUGUCAAUCUGCUGUCGGCGCUGCCUCUCCAGUGUCUGGAUGUGCUGCUGUUGGUGCCGCCGGACCCGGACUCCCAGCAAAGCAAAGGCGUCAACAUGGACUGUGUCCACACAUUGCUGGACUUCAUGGAGCGCCGUCUGGACUCGGGUGACCGGGUCAAAGAGAAGCUGACCCCCGUCCUCAACCUGCUGACUGAGAGCUGCCGCGUGCACUGCCAAACACGACUCUACAUCCGACAACACAUCCUCCCUCCUCUGAGAGACGUGAGCCAGAGGCCGGAGGAAGGCUCAACGGUGAAGAGCCGCCUGGUCCGACUCAUGACCCACCUGGACACCGACCUCAAACACUGUGCUGCCGAGCUGCUGUUUGUCCUCUGCAAGGAAAACGUGAGCCGUUUUGUGAAGUACACAGGCUACGGCAACGCGGCCGGCCUACUGGCCACCAGGGGUCUCCUGGGGGGCCAGGGACCCGGAGGCCCCAGUUCAGGAGCCCAGUACUCCAGCGACUCAGACUCAGACACUGAGGAGUACCGGCAGGUCAAAGGUCGCAUCAACCCGGUGACAGGGCGAGUGGAGGCGGAGCAACCGGACCCCAUGGAGGGCAUGACGGAGGAGGAGAAGGAGGAGGAGGCCUACAGGCUGGUCAUGCUCUUCAACAAGCUCUCCAGGGACGACAUCAUCCAGCCAAUGGGAGUGGAUGCUGAGGGGAAGCUGGUUCCUAUGACGGGACUGAGGGAUGCCGCAGAGGAAGAGGAGCCAGGAGACCAGAGCGAUGAAGAGCCAGACGAAGUAGAGAAGGACUGAAAUGUCCACGGGUUCUUUUUAUCCAUUAAUUAAUUUGUUGACUUCGCUUAUUGUUGUAUUUGUAAACAUCCAUGUUCCAGAGGGGAGCUUGUAACUGGAGUUGUGAAGGCGUGGACGAACAGAGAGAAACUGGUAAAGGUUUCAAACUGAAACACGCAAAUGAAAAUCUAAGAUGUGUCCUUCAAAUCCAGAGCUCUGAUGCAGAAUACCACGACAACAAAACCGCUUUGGAGUCUAAUUCAGACUGAGAUGAUAAUGUGAAAAAACUUUGCGGAUGAAACUGAUUCUGAUUAAGUGAUA